Mangifera indica (mango) is the source of this 2031-nucleotide messenger RNA. RefSeq lists its product as uncharacterized. The transcript is spliced from 2 exons. Bases 58 to 1755 code for a protein of 565 amino acids. Gene Ontology annotation, molecular function: nucleic acid binding; zinc ion binding. The record is from RefSeq and is a predicted model, not a curated record. Lineage: Eukaryota; Viridiplantae; Streptophyta; Magnoliopsida; Sapindales; Anacardiaceae.
UAUCGUUCGCCCAUAAAAAAACUAAUGAUCUCAUACAUGCUAUAGAAUUCUCUUACCAUGGACUUCUCUUCUCGUUCUCAGCCCCAAAAUCACCACGAGCCUCAACAACAAAUUCAAUCCUACGAUUCUCCGCAAAUCCAAUUUAAUUAUUCUUACUCCCAACCACCAAAUAACGUUUAUCACGAUCAACCUGAUUACUCCAAUGCCUAUCAGAGUGCGCCGCUUCAGCACCUACCGGAAGCCGCCGUAUCCAAUCCAUUGAGGAAUGAAGUUGCGGUUGCGCAAUUCAAGGAGGCGGAUGGGGCCAACCUCGACCUGCAACAUCCGAGCGCAUACUAUCCGGCUUUGAAUCCAGCUGCGGCAGCUGCGGUGGUGGCUUUGUCACACCUGGCACAGUUUGCGGGAACGAUGGACGCAGCGGAGAGGGCGGUUGUCGGGUUGCAUGCCAUGGUUAGGCCGGCUCCAUUGCUUUCAUCGGCAGGUCAGUUUCCCUACAUGGAUGGUGGCAGACGGGGUGGUGGGGCAUUCAGAGGUGGUGGUCAUGGAAAAUUUGGCCACCGUAAUUCUCCAUCUUUUUAUCAAAGAGGUCGUGGUCGAGGUCGAGGAGGUAAUGGUCGAGGUAGGGGUAGGGGUAGGGGUGGUCCUAAACACUUCUCACCACAUGAUCCUGAAUCUUCUGCUUCUCAAGAAGCAGAAUUGAAAAAUGAAAAUGCAGAGCCCUCAACUGAUGCACCUGAAAAAGCAGCUGUAUUGCUACCAGAUUCAUCACUAGCUGCGGCACCAGAGAAGGUAGUGCCAAGCCGGCAACCCACAAACGCUGCCUGGUGUGAACUUUGUAGAGUUAAUUGCACUAGUUUGGAAAUUCUUGAACAGCACAAGAAUGGAAAGCGGCAUAAAAAAAACUUGCUAAGGACUGAGGAGUUGAGAAAAAUAGUCAAACCAAUCACUGAAGUACGGAAUGAAGAAGAACCUGUGGCUGAGUCCAGGAUCGAAGCAUCUCAAUAUCAAGAGUUUGAGCAGGGUGGUAUUGAGAUUGAAUCAGUGGAAAAUAUAGAUAAAGAAACUGUACUUGAUGAAAAUAAAACAGAGGCUGAUGAUCGAAAUAAUGAAGAGGGGCAAUCUGAAGUUCCUGCAAAGGACUCUUCUAAUUUGCAAGCUGGGAAGCCUAGGAUAGAUUUUGAUAAUUGGAAGUGCGGAAUGAAACGCAAGAUGAAAGGUGCUCGCGGAGGAAAGCUGAUGAAAAGGUUUGCAGGUUCAAGGCAGCAAACGGAACCUCCCAAACCUAAAGUGGUGAUUCCACUAAUAUGUGACUUGUGUAAUGUCAAAUGUGACACACAGGAAGUUCUUGACCGCCAUCUUUCUGGUAAAAAGCAUAUUGCUAAGCUUAAAAGGUUUGAAAGUCACCAAGCUAUGUACGGGCCUAUUGGAGUUCAGUCUCUUUACCCUCCUAACCCAAUUGCACAAACUCUUUACCAUGCUCAAGGCCAUCAUCAACCACCGGUUUAUGAUUCUAAGGGCUUAUUUCCUCCAUCUGGUCCUUACAUGCCUCCGCAAAGUCAGCAACCUCCAGUAACAUCAGCUGGCAUGAAUCAUGCAUUUCAACAACACUAUCCCAUAGGUCAAACAGAAACUGCCGAUGCAUCUGGUGGUCACAAUACUGUUUUAAUGGUAUCAGAAACUCAGCAACAGGUAUCGACAACACAACCAGAGAUCAGACAAGCUUCUGUGAUGGAGGCAAAUGAUCACAUAGUCUGAAGUUUAGUAAUUUGUCCUCUAGCUGAUACUCUGUCGAGCGAGUGAAAUAAUUAACUUCCAAUUGUAUCACCUUCACUUACACAUUCCAUCAAAUGGUGGGAUGGAUGGCUGUGUUACUUAUUCCUCUGUUAAUGAAAAAUUUCCCCUUAGAUUCCAGAAAAAAGGUUAAUGGUUCAAUUAUAUUGGUAGCUUAGUGAGAGUUGGCAGAGUAGUUCUAAAUUUAUUUGUGCAUUUCGUUAUUGAACAGAGACACAUAAGUAGCUCCUUCUCUGGGUC